Messenger RNA from Cimex lectularius (bed bug), 3742 nucleotides. RefSeq lists its product as uncharacterized. Lineage: Eukaryota; Metazoa; Arthropoda; Insecta; Hemiptera; Cimicidae. The transcript is spliced from 12 exons. The record is from RefSeq and is a predicted model, not a curated record. Bases 32 to 2413 code for a protein of 793 amino acids. Gene Ontology annotation, molecular function: protein binding.
UCGAGGGACGUCGCGUCUGGAGUAGAGGGAGAUGAUCCCCGAGGAGGGCUUCCUCCGGGAGAGAUCAGCCGAUCAGUCCCAAAUCGGACCCGACACAAUGUACAGUGCUGUUCUGUUCGUUCUCCUCGCCGUCAACACGCGUCACCUCCAAGUCAUCGCCCAAGGCUGCAGAUCGAGCAGCGGCAAAGAGGUGAAGGAGGGCGGCGCAGUGGAGACGUCGGACCCAUGCCUCGAGUGCUCCUGCGCCAGGGGCAAGCUCCAGUGCCGACUGAAAGUUUGCCCCCGGCUCCCCAGGCCACCCCCGGAGUCCUGCAUCCUCCUCCAAAGGCCCAAUACCUGCUGCGACAAGCUCCUCUGCCCGGACGGAACUAAAAAUAAUGUAAAAGCCAGAUCUAACUUGGAAUCUAAACUAAGCGAGAGGACUGGAGUUUCAGGCUGUAUAUUCAACGGAACACUCUAUGCAGAAGGGUCUGCGAUGACCUCCUCUCUCUGUGAGUACUGCUACUGCAUAAAAGGCAAACAGCACUGCGUUAGGCCGCAGUGCACACUUUCAGUCCCUGGCUGCAGUCCCGAGUACGCCAAGCACUCUUGCUGUCCGACGAAAUAUAACUGCAGCGAUGCGUCAAACAUGACCACUUCGACGACCGUAUCGCCAACUUCGACACCUUCUUACAUAGGUUGUCACGUCGAAGGUGUAAAAUACCCGGAAGGUGAAAGGCUUCUAAAAAUGGAGAAGAACUGCGAAAACUGCUUCUGUAUGCAGGGUCGGGUGCGCUGUGAACCUGUCGUCUGCAGCAUGCCUCCACUAAGCCACUGCCGGCCCAUUAUCAGCAAAGGGCACUGCUGCCCCACUAGUUACAAUUGUAGUAGCCCUGAAGAGGAAACAGAAUCUUCCGUUACAAAGGAGUCACAGUUUGAAACAACAACUUUUGUAACCGAAGAGAACUUCACAACUUAUUUCCCAGAGUCUACAACGCCGUUUGUCACUACAACAUUUGAUGAUACGACUAUGACUGAAGUGGGCAACGAUACAGAACUGAGGUCUGGAGGGUAUGAUGAUCAGUAUGUGGAUGCAGAUGCGACGACGACAGAAUACUUCUUGUCGACUACAUCGCCUUCUCAGAUUACAACAAUGAAGUUGAACAGUUCUGCCAGUCCGACAGUUAGGGCGAUCCCAGCUGUGCUCGAAGCUAUAAUAAACAGGACGUUGGAACGAGACGGUGACUACGAUGAGUAUGACUAUAACGAGCCAUCUCUUCCUCCAUCCUUACCAAACCUGAAGAUCAUUCCAUUCGUGGCUGCAGAUGCAGUUGUCACUGGCGAUGAAGGCAGCGAGCCUUUCGAACAUGACGAUGGCAAACUGCGAACUACACAAGGGCCUUUGUUCUUUGAAGUUCCACAAAACAGCAAAUUUUCACCUCCUGCUGAGACCGAGGGUGGAUUUUUACCAAGAGAUCCAAUGAUAGAUGGCCCAUUUUAUGAAUCAAAAUUUGAGGGACCUUUUGUCGGAAGCUCAAACGUUCAAAGUGAGCAUACAUCUGAGACCAAUUUACCUUUAAUCACCGAACCACCCAAACUUUUUGAAGAAGGGCGUUGUAAAACAAAAGGCACCACAUACCAUCACGGUGAAGUCGUUAGUGAGCCAAAAGCAUGUGAGCUUUGUGUCUGCUACUUUGGCAAAGUACACUGCCAAAAAGCAAAAUGCAGUGAUAAAUCACAAUGUCAUAAAGACUCUUGCUGUCAGUGUGAUGAUGGACUAGAAGAACCUUUGAAAAGUGAAGUCACUCCUCCGACUUACAUUCCAGAAAGUCUUUCCAACUUACCGGCCAUAACAGUAGCAGAUGUCAUCGUGACACCGGAUCCGUUCAAAGAUGUCAUCAGGACAGAACCAGCUCCCGAUCUUGUCCAUAUUAUGAAAGAUAUGAUCCCUCAUUUUGAAAAACCUACUGCUGUGAAUUUUUCUACACCGAGGCCUAACGCGACGUCGACCACUGAGGCGACCACUACAGAAAAAUCUAAGGAUUACGAUUAUGACAAUAUUUCUUUCAGCAGUGUUUUAGAAUUGCUGUUCAACGGAAGCCCUGAAGGGUCAAAGGCAGAGACGACGACUCAGAAGCCUUCGACAAAUUCAGUCUACGACAGCCAAGAUUCUGACAGCCCGGAGUUCAAUCUCGUCCUCCAUGCAGAUGAAAGGGCCGACCAUUUCAAAAACAACUCGAUUGACAGCCCAGAAGAAAAAGCCGAUUCAAACGAGCCAUCUUCCGAUUUUACAAAAGGCCUCCUUAAACUCGCCGGAUGUAACAUUUACGGUCGCAUGUACAGAGUAGGAAAAAUCAUCGCUGAACUUUCAAAUCCUUGCCUCGAGUGCAUGUGCACAGAGCUGGGCGUCCAAUGCAAGAAACUCAAAUGCUAAAAAAAAUUAUUCAAUUUUUGUUUUCUGGCACUUGGUACUCCUAUGUGCAGGGUUAAUUAAACAGUUAAACAUAAAUAUUAAACAUUACAUAUUAUUAAAUAAUAAUUUCAGGUGUUACUUUAAAUUUUAACUUGAUACUAUUACAUAUUUUAAACAAAACUGUACAAUUUACUAAACAAUGCUAUUUAAUAUAAUAAAAUCUUUUUAUAUAUUCUAAAUUUCACAACAAAUAACAAAUAUUCUUAGCUAUAUUUGAAGAAAAAACUAUAAAUACAUUUUUAUGUGAUUGGAUCACUUUAAACAACACUUUAGCCCAGAUAUUUAUGAAAUUUAAAAGUCAGCUUUUCAAAAUUUGCCUAAUUUAACAACUUUUUUUAUUGAUACUUCAAAUUAAUUUAUUUUUAAAAUUGUUAUCUUAACUGUUUAACUAACUCAAACUUUCAGGCCUUGUUAAUUGUAUUUACAUGUGUGAAGAGGGAUUGAGAAAACCGGUCGGAGAGCGAGGCAAGUGCCAAUGGAGGAGGAACUCCGUAUCGUCCUGUUGGACUUUGUGCUAGUCAAGGAAGUCUUAAGUUAUUUUUUUAUUCCAAUUUCCUACAUUGCCCCAUUUUUGUUUCCUACAAGAUGUUGACAUUCUAUUCGACGACACAUUUUCACCCGAUUCGAUUCAUUUAGAAAGUACUGAUUUGAAAACUGGAACCCAACAGUUAUUUCGUUUAUAUAAAAUUUUUAUUUCUGAACGGUUUUUAUUGAUUAAAAACAUCUCAGUAAUUGUCAUUAUAAUCAGUAUUAGAACAUCUUGUUUUAUAUUGUCUUUUUUUUCAAUAAAAAAAAUAAAGUAAAUAGUUAAUAUUUUUAGAUCUAGUUAUUAAAGUUGAAAGAGGCUACAUAGUUUUAAACUAUUAUUUUAGUAAUUAGUACAUAAUUUACUUUUUUUUAAAUUAAAUCUUUUUAACCCUUGUUAAAUCUUACCUGCAUUAUCUUUAAUAAUUCAUUGUUAUUAAAAAAAAAAUUAAAUAAUUACUCAGCAUAAGAGGGUUGUUUAUUGAAGUAAAAUCUCAUGUAAAUAUUAUUAAAGAUAUAUGAACUUCUUUAAUUUAGAUAUAGUGCCAUAGUUCUAACCCUUUCAGAUUGUCGUUAUUCAUAAAUUUAAUUUUUAUUAAUCAUUAGUCGCUUUGACAAUUGUAUACCAUGAUCUCAAUUGUAGGUUCAUUUAUCUUUUCACGAUGUCAACGUAGAAAUGUUUGCAAAACCGUGCAGUUUCACAGUUUCAUGAUUAAGAUGUAGCAGAUUUUUUUUUGUGUGGAAAUAAAUCAGUUUUUAAAAAUG